Olea europaea var. sylvestris is the source of this 1164-nucleotide messenger RNA. RefSeq names its product UPF0496 protein 1-like. Bases 1 to 1164 code for a protein of 387 amino acids. Lineage: Eukaryota; Viridiplantae; Streptophyta; Magnoliopsida; Lamiales; Oleaceae. The record is from RefSeq and is a predicted model, not a curated record. The transcript has 2 exons.
AUGCCGCCGCCGGGGCUACCAGUACAGGAGGAAGCCAGAAGCUCAAACGCCCUCCAGCACCAACACAGAGACGACUUCCGAGAAUCCCAUCUGAACUCUUAUGAAGCUGCGUGCCAAGCCAAUAUCGCUGUCAGGACAUUCGACUCGACGACGAUCGAGGUUCGCACUAGCAGGUCCAUUAACUCUAUGGCCCUUGGCCAUCUGAUUCCCUCCCUCUCCCUCGACUCUAUCCUGGAAGUCACCGAUUACCUUCCUGAAAUAGAUCCAGAAGUGGUAAACAUUUUUCUCGAAAAUAAGAAAGACACUAUCGAAUUAUCGAAUCUUGUUGAUGAUUAUUCCCAAAAACGUCUUCAAACUUUAGAAGUCAGUACUGCCCUUGAUGUCUGUCUUGAGCGUGGUGGUCAUAUCGAGUCGAUAAUGAAUGUAGCUCUUCGAGUAUUUAAGGAAGAAGAUUACAGUAUUUCGGGUGAAGGGUGUAUGAAAAUUUAUCCGAGAACUUUAGAGGAACUAAGGAAUUUAAAGUCGGCAGUGUAUCCCUUCAUAGAGUUCUUGGAACUGUUUACCUCGAUUUAUAAGCAGCAAGAUUUGAUGACAGAGAAAUUGGAAGCAAAGAAGAGAAAAUUAGACGAGAAGUUGAGGAAAAUGAAGGUAAGUAGCAAAGUCUCUAAUGUGAUAUCUGUCAGUACAUUUGCCUCGGUCUUGAUAUGCUCGGUAGUGGCAGCUGCAGUCAUCGCUCCGCCUGUAGUGACAGCUCUGGCUGCAGCAGCCUCUGUGCCUUCAGGGACUAUGGGGAAAUGGCUCAAAUCGAUUUUUAUGAAGCGCGAGAUGGAUUUAAGAGGGAAAAUGGAGAUAAUUACUUUAAUGCAUACUGGGACUGUUAUCAAGAAAAUGGAUGUUGACAGGUUUCGGAUUAAGAUUGAGGAGUUAUUGGAGUGUGUAGAUUUUGCUACGAGGGGGGAGGGUUCAGUGGUUAUUGCAAUGGAGGAGAUUCAGAAGAAGAUGAAUGGAUUUAUGAAAACCAUUCAAGAUUUGAGCGAGCAUGUAGAUAAAUGUACCCAAAAAACCAGGAUGGCUAGGAACUUAAUUCUACGGAAGAUCAUGAAUCAAAACUUUGAUCACAUGUUACUCGAAGGUACACAUGAGAAUAUGAAUAAUGCUCUUUGA